AUGACGGGUGAAGUAUCCUUAGCAAAAAUCAACCUCAACCCUCCUUCCAAGAGACCUCAUUCGCCGUCUAUCCCUAAUGCACAUCAAUCCGACAAUCCACAUAAACGCCAUUCCGAUGCAGAAUGUCCUCAAGGAAAAGCUCGAAGGAUUGGAUCUGGACCUGGAUCCGAUCAAACGCUCAAUCCAACAAAAAAUAAGAUACCAACCAUAAACGAACUAUCAAGGUACCUGAACGAGGCGCAAGCAGAGCUCAAAUUGACUCGAACGAAGAAGGAGAAGGAAAGUAGACUUAUGAGGUUGACUGAGAAUUACCAAGUGAUGAAGAUCCAUCUAAUCAAAGAAAAGAUCAACAAUACUACUUUGAUCAAGGAGAAAGAGGUGCUGGAGAAGGAUAAUGAGCGAUUGAGGAUGGAGUUGAAAGAGGUGAGAGACACUGCGAAGAAAAUUGAUCCGGAGGUGAACGAAAGAAAGGGCGAAGACAGAGAUGAAACGAUUCGCAAAUUGGAAGAACAACUUGCCGAGGAAAAGCUUUGGAACGUAAAUCAUCGGAUCGUCUUACAUAGUCGAUUCGAAAAGAUAAACUCUCUCGGACACCGACUAAGAUCUCAGGAUGAAGAUGUAGCGAAAUUGAAAAAUACGAUUCAAGAGAAAGAGAAGGUUGAGGGUGUGUUGAGAGAAAGAAUCAAGAUCUUUCAAGAUAAAUUGCCUGAGAUCAGAAAAAGGGUGUCAUCGGAAUGA
Molecule: messenger RNA, 738 nt
Organism: Kwoniella mangroviensis CBS 8507
Lineage: Eukaryota; Fungi; Basidiomycota; Tremellomycetes; Tremellales; Cryptococcaceae
Exons: 2
Coding region: 1-738 (245 amino acids)
Source: RefSeq, a predicted model, not a curated record